GCCUCUUUUUUCUUCAUAAUGAGAUCCUGGGUGUUCUCCCGUCAACACCUAGCAUGGAGUCGUUUGCGCUUUGGCUGGCCAGCAGCCCUGCUGUUCUUCAGAGAGGCGUGUUGGAAGGUAAGCUCGCACGGCCGAAUUCGCGACUCUGCAGGAAGGAUUUCGCAGGGUUCUCUCCAUGGCACUGGCUACAGGAGGGUAACAAUUUCAGGGCAGAACUGGACAGUUCACCGCAUUGUCAAGAUUACCUUUCAUGGACUCCCCAAAUUUGAGCAAGCGUGGCAAGUGCAUCACUUGGAUGGCAACCGAAGCAACAACCACUUGGACAAUCUGAAGUAUGUAACAGCAAGCGAAAACGUGCGGCACUCCUUCUCCAAACCUUCAAGGCGAACCAGUGGGCCCGCACGCUCGAAACCUGUGCUGUGGAGACCUGUCGGGUCUACAAGUUGGACAACAAGCCCAUCUGCCACAGUGACAGCUCAGCAGCUAGGCAUGUGCAAAGAAACGGUGUCGGAAGCUUGCCGCACGGAGUCUGCAGCGAAAGGUUAUGAGUUUAGGUACCAAAACCUCAGUGAGCUGGUUUUCCCUGGAGAAGAAUGGCGGCCUGUGGUUGUCGAUCCACUGGGUGGCAAAGUCCCUGGAAGGAUGGUGAGUUCUCUUGGCCGCAUAACAUCUCAGGCUGGGUUGAUAAGCAGAGGGCACCUCACUCAACAAGGAUACUACGCAACAUGGGUGCAAGGACACUUUUCCUUUGUUCACCGCCUGGUGGCAUUUGCUUUUCUUGGGCCCCCUCCUUCAAGUCAUCGAACGUUUGUGAACCACAAAGAUCUGGAUAAAGGCAAUAACACAAUGGACAAUCUUGAGUGGGUCUCUCCAGCAGAAAACCAAGCUCAUUUUGUCAGAGCCUCAUCCUCUGAAGGCAGGACGACUGGAAAGCCUGUUUGGAGUCGUCCGCAAGGAACUAGUGAUGAAUGGAGACGGCAUCACUCCAUGGCAAGUGCAGCUCGUGCACUUGGCCUUCACAGAACCAGCAUUUCCCUUUGCACUCGAGGUCUUUUGCGGCAAACCGGCGGAUUUGAGUUCCAACUAGUAGAUGCACCGGAAGUUGUUCCUUUGCUCUUUGGCGAAGAGUGGCGAACAGUGGAUUUCCUAUUGCUUCAAAGAGACAGGGAAAUCCGCAGACUUUGUUGAACUGUGUAAAGUUAGCUGAUAGCCGCGGGCAUAGUUCCAACGUCUUCAUUCAGCAGAAUCAUUCUGAGUGCCAUGCAGCACAUGCUGGGCAAAAUGGAGUGGUUUGCAGUAACAAUCGAUCCAACAGCAUGUUUCGUCAAGUUCGGACCCGCACAUGCUGAUUUGGUACUAACUCGCUGGCCACAUCCGACCACUGUGCUUUCAAUGCUGCGCAAAUGGCAAGUAUCGUGUUUGCGUCCUUACUGGGGAACAAGGCUACACCUUGCCAGUGAGUCCUUACAAAGUUGACGAGCACAUUGGCAGGUCGGUUCAGAUGGCCGACUAUGCAAUUCUCGAGAGGAUGUUUCCAUUGGGUCACUACAUUUGGAAGACAUAGGUCGGUAUGCCAAUCUCGGGACAGAACUGGAAAGUUCACCGCAUUGUCAAGAUUACCUUUCAUGGACUCCCCAAAUUUGAGCAAGCGUGGCAAGUGCAUCACUUGGAGGGCAACCGAAGCAACAACCACUUGGACAAUCUGGAGUAUGUAACAGCAAGCGAAAACGUGCGGCACUCCUUCUCCAAACCUUCAAGGCGAACCAGUGGGCCGCACGCUCGAAACCUGUGCUGUGGAGACCUGUCGGGUCUACAAGUUGGACAACAAGCCCAUCUGCCACAGUGAUAGCUCAGCAGCUAGGCAUGUGCAAAGAAACGGUGUCGGAAGCUUGCCGCACGGAGUCUGCAGCGAAAGGCUAUGAGUUUAGGUACCAAAACCUCAGUGAGCUGGUUUUCCCUGGAGAAGAAUGGCGACCUGUGGUUGUCGAUCCACUGGGUGGCAAAGUCCCUGGAAGGAUGGUGAGUUCUCUUGGCCGCAUAACAUCUCAGGCUGGGUUGAUAAGCAGAGGGCACCUCACUCAACAAGGAUACUACGCAACACGGGUGCAAGGACACUUUUCCUUUGUUCACCGCCUGGUGGCAUUUGCUUUUCUUGGACCCCCUCCUUCAAAUCAUCGAACGUUUGUGAACCACAAAGACCUUGACAAAGGCAACAAUGCUGCAGACAAUCUGGAGUGGGCCUGUGCAGCCCAAAACCGAUCUCACUUUUUUGCAACAUCCACCCUUGGACGUGGGACUACUGCAAUGGCUAUUUGGAGCCGGCCUCAUGGCACUGAUGAUGAGUGGACCUGGCAUCACUCAUGACAGAUGCUGCAAGUGAACUUGGUGUUAACAGCGUAAGUGUUUCCGAUUGCGCUCGAGGGCUACAGCAGCAAGCCGGCGGAUUUGAGUUCCAACCAGUGGAUGCGCCGGAGGUCGCCUGUUCACUCCCGGGAGAAGAGUGGCGAGAGACCAACUUGCUGAUACUCGAGCGAGACAGAGAGUCCCGUAGAGGAGAUGCUGCCUCCCUUUCAACUCCUUUGUUCUCUCCUCUUUGCUUGCUGAGCCUCUUGCUUGCUGAGAAACCCAGCAUAUUUGAAAACAUGCACAUCAACUAGUCCA
Durusdinium trenchii is the source of this 2661-nucleotide messenger RNA. NCBI's taxonomy places the organism in Eukaryota, Dinophyceae, Suessiales, Symbiodiniaceae. The record is from the annotation of a GenBank genome assembly.